Messenger RNA from Salvia splendens (bonfire salvia), 1182 nucleotides. RefSeq names its product transcription factor MYB60. Gene Ontology annotation, biological process: response to auxin. NCBI's taxonomy places the organism in Eukaryota, Viridiplantae, Streptophyta, Magnoliopsida, Lamiales, Lamiaceae. The transcript has 3 exons. The record is from RefSeq and is a predicted model, not a curated record. The coding region runs from base 152 to 1084 and encodes 310 amino acids.
UAAAAGACACAUACAGUGCCCCCUUUUCCUUGGGAUCUUAACAUAUAUAUCACCUUAAACUCAUGCCAUCUUAUUAAGUAGGCCUCCGAUCCAGCCCCUCUUCGCAGUCCAUGUUUUGUUAAACCACCCAUAAGAACCAUAUUCUGACGAAAUGGGAAGGCCUCCGUGCUGUGACAAAGUCGGGAUCAAGAAAGGUCCGUGGACUCCCGAAGAAGAUAUAAUUUUGGUGUCCUAUAUUCAAGAACAUGGUCCCGGUAAUUGGAGAGCGGUACCUACUACUACCGGAUUGUUGAGGUGUAGCAAGAGCUGCAGGCUGCGAUGGACGAACUACUUAAGACCCGGGAUCAAGAGGGGCAAUUUUACCCCUCAUGAAGAAGGGAUGAUAAUCCAUCUACAAGCUUUACUAGGCAACAAAUGGGCCUCUAUAGCCACAUAUCUGCCACAAAGGACAGACAACGACAUCAAGAAUUACUGGAACACGCACUUGAAGAAGAAGCUCAAGAAGUUCCAAUCCGGCAUGGAGGUGGCCGAUGCAAAUCAUCAGCUGGCGUCAAAGAGUUACAGCGGCGAAAGCAGCAAGCAUGACUCAAGCCGCCUAAGAGUUGGGGAGAAUUCGUCGUUGUACGCUUCCAGCGCAGAGAACAUCUCGAGGCUUCUAGAAGGAUGGAUGCGUUCGUCGCCUCUCCAGCCUAACACCAGCCUAAACGGAACUAGCAAUCACGAUAAUAAAUUAUAUUACGGCGAUUUUGGGAAAAUGAUCCCGAAUCACGAAAGCAGCGAGGUCCUGCGCUACAGGCCGCAGAAGAUCGAACACGGGAUGAUGCCCUGUGAUCAUGAUUUGGAAGGGAUGUUUGUGUUUGAUCAUCAUCAUCAUCAACAACAACAACGCUUGAACAGCAUGGCCGUGUCGUCUGAUUCUAGCCAGAAGGGGUCUGACAGCAGUGGAUUGAUUGAUCAGGAUAAGGUUUGCUUCAAGCACGACGACGAGAAGACGAAUCCGCCGUUGUCGUUUCUUGAGAAAUGGUUGCUGGAUGAGAGUGCAGCUCAAGUUGAAGGAGCUAUGGAAUUGCCUCCAAUAUUUUAGUCAAACUAUAUGUUUUAUUUCUUGAGUAUCAUUAAAUUUGCAUAUUAAUUAAUAUUAGCAGGGAAAUGGAAGUGUUAUGAGCAUCUGAAAUUAUUUAA